Emys orbicularis (European pond turtle) is the source of this 1827-nucleotide messenger RNA. It is a transcript of the gene LTAP1, whose product is annotated as chromosome 20 C1orf43 homolog. Bases 55 to 822 code for a protein of 255 amino acids. Gene Ontology annotation, biological process: phagocytosis. The transcript has 7 exons. The record is from RefSeq and is a predicted model, not a curated record. Lineage: Eukaryota; Metazoa; Chordata; Testudines; Emydidae.
UGGCCUCAGCGGCCGCCAUGUUGUUGCGGGGCCCCGGGCCGGGCCGGGCCGGGGAUGGCGACGUCCAGCAGCAACUGGCUCUCCGGGGUCAACGUGGUGCUGGUGAUGGCCUACGGGAGCCUGGUGUUUGUGCUGCUGUUCAUCUUUGUGAAAAGACAGAUAAUGCGCUUCGCCAUGAAGUCCCGCCGGGGGCCCCAUGUGCCGGUUGGACAACACGCCCCCAAGGACCUGAAAGAGGAAAUUGAUGUUCGUCUCUCAAGGGUACAGGACAUUAAGUAUGAACCCCAACUGCUAGCUGAAGAUGAUGCCAGGCUCCUGCAGCUAGAGACACCAGGAAGCCAAUGUUGUUAUAACUACUUGUACAGAAUGAAGGCACUGGAUGCAAUCAGAGCUUCUGAGAUCCCAUUUUAUGUAGAAGGCCGACACCCCCAGUCCUUAAUGGGAAAGAAUUUCCAUGCCUACCUGUUGGAGCUGAGAAAUUCCAGCACUCCAUUCAGAGGCGUCCGCAAAACCUUGAUUGACACCCUCCUGGAUGGGUAUGACACUGCACGCUAUGGGACAGGGGUCUUUGGGAAGACAGAAUAUCUGAAGUACCAGGGUGCCCUGACUGAGCUUGCGAACAUUAUCAAAGCACGAGGAGGCAGCAGCCAGAGGCAGCACCAGUCAGCAGCGAAGGACCUCACGCUCUCGCCUGAUGUCUCCAACCCAGCCACCAUCCAGGUCACCUACCUGCCUUCCAGCCAGAAGAGCAAACGUGCCAAACACUUCCUGGAGCUGAAGAGCUUCAAGGACAACUACAACACGCUGGAGAGCACCCUGUGAGCCACGGCAGGAGUUCUGCUCCUGGGACCUGCCUCUGAGAGCCCCUUGCUGGGUGGGGCAAGUCACAAGGGGCUUUUGGCAACAGUCCGUGUCCAGGCGGGAAGUCACUGGGCUCCUGGAUCACUCUCUGCUGCAUGGAGUUGGAUUUAACAGCGACAUCAUGGCUGGGGUUACCUGGCCUCUGGGCAGGAGGCUCUAUCCACAGCUGUGUACUGGCUGCAGAACAGGGAGGUGGCCAGCAGCCGGCAUGGGCCUUGUGCUUUGGGCUCUGAAGAGAUUCCAGACGCAAUCCCUGUUUAGCAGCUAGUGUCUCUCGGGCCCCUAGCGCUGUGGAUAGAACAUUUGAGUAGCUUUCGCGUAUUUAUACAAGACACUGCUCCGGGGCAGUGCUCCUGCACCCCUCUGCACUGACUGCAGCGGCUCCAUUCACUCCACUGACCCUCCAUCACUCCCAGCGAUGGCUCAGGGGCUGAGGCCAGAGGUGGUUUCCAGCUCCCUCACUGGAGCCACUGGCUGGGCUUUCCAAAGGGUAAAUGCCUGGGGCGGGUCUGUGGGUCCAUCCUCCCACUCCUUGUCAGCCUGUUGUGCUUGAAUUGCCCUUUAGAUCUGGGGGGGUUGUUAUUGAUCUCUUGAGCCUGUUUAAACCCCACCUGGACCGUAAAUGGCUCAGUGUCCUGUUCUGGGGGGGUGAGGGUGCUGCUGCUCACUGGCUCUUCCACAUGCCCCAGCUGGGCAGCCGGGUGAAAACCUUCCCUGUUCCCUCCCGCUCUCACCAGCGCCUCGUGCCAUUCACCAGGGACUCCUGCAGGCCUCGGGGAAGGGGCAGCAGCAGAGCAGCCUCUGGCGAAAGCUCCCAGGCAGGAGGCUGACGGCAGUCCCCCUGCAAGCUGCGUGCGCUGCGUACCAGUCAUCUGCUCUGGGCCGGAGGAGGUGCCCCUGGCAGCCGGGCCUGCUCUCGCUCUCUCUUUUUAAAUGGCUGUUUAAUAAAAGGAACGUUCCCCUGCG